CGCCCACUUCCUCUUCCUUCUUCUCAGGGCUGAAGGCUGCACUCUCAAGCACAGUUCUUGAGCUGAGCGUCCGGAUCACGUAUUACUGAAAAAAUAUCCCCCAUGUCCUCUAUGUGUGUGUACGUCUGGGGCACUGUCACUGAUCUCCUCCAUUCGGCCUGCAGUGUGUUAGCUCUUAAAGGAGAAACAGAGAGUUCAGGAGAGCACACGGCCCCAGGAGAAGCAAGACACAGGCAUUCCUCCUGUCCCACGGACAGCAGGGCGAUUGAGGAAGAAGAAUUCGAAAUCCUUCUCUCAGAUGAACCUGAAGAAGGCGCAUCUCAGGAUCCUUCUCCAGACGGGUCAGGAGGGCAGUGGGGUGAUGAAGGGACCCCACAGACGCUGAGGCUCAUCCUGGUGGGAAAAUCCGGGAGCGGGAAAAGCGCCACGGGAAACAGCAUCCUCGGGAGGAGAGUGUUCGAGUCCAAGCUCAGCGCUCGCCCGGUGACCCAGGCCUUCCAGCAGGGGCGCCGCGCGUGGGAGGGGAGGGAGCUGCAGGUCAUCGACACCCCCGACAUCCUGUCCCCCUGGGCUGCGGGGCGGGCGACCGCUCAGGGCGUCGGCGAGGCAGGCGCCGGCUCUCCGCCGGAGCCGUACGCGGUGCUCCUGGUGACACAGCUCGGCCGCUUCACCGAGGAGGACCAGCAGGUGGCCAGGCGCCUCGAGGAGGUGUUCGGGAAGGGCAUCCUGGCCCGCACCGUCCUGGUGUUCACGCGGAAAGAAGACCUGGACGGCGGCUCGCUGGAGACGUACCUGGAGAAGACCGACAACCAGGCGCUGGCCAAGCUGCAUAAGGACUGCUCAAGCCGACACUGCGGCUUCAACAACAAGGGGGACGGAGCCGAGCAGGAGGCCCAGCUGAGGGAGCUCAUGCAGCACUUCAAAGGGGUCCCCGCCUUCAGCCCCCCGGCCGCCCCUCAGCCCCGCGCUGCGCCCCGUGAGAGCUGGGGCCUCUGGUGGCUGGGCGCCAAGGAGGGGCACAGGGACCAGGCCUGGCUGUGGGGCCUGCACCGCAUCCUGAAGGAGCCCGAGCAAGCUGGACGCCAGCUCCCGCUCAGCGCACCCAUCUGAGGCGCAGGCCUCCAUGGCUUCUUGCCUGCCUCCCUUGGCCCGGAGUCCGGCUCCCAGGCCCCUCACUUGCCCGCUCCAUCCCAGGGGUCCCUGGCCCCUCCUGUCUCCAGGGCAGCCUCUGGUCAGGCGAGAGGAGGUGAGUGGGCUCCUGAGUUCUCAGGUCCUUCAUCAUACCUUCCAGAACACAGGGGCCCUCCUGCUCUGCACCCCCAGCCAUUCCUCAUGUGUCUCUGGCAUUCGCUCUCUGCAACAGAACUCUCAGAUAAGCCAAGCCUCCUGAGGCAGGCCUGUGCUCCCUUCUGCCAUGGAACCCUGGCAGCAUUCGGGCCACUGGAGUCUUGGCUUAAAACUCGAUGCAGCAGAUCAGUGUGGAACGUGGACUGGGCAACUCUGCAUCUCUUGGGCUGUCUUUGCCUGUUAAGAGGGCAGGCACGAUGGCUUUUAAAGGCCUGUGCCAGUGGGGCAGGACAGGCUCUGGGCUGGGGAGGAGAAGGCAACUAGAAACGGGGGAGGGCCACAAGGAGCUGCUCUUGAUUCGCUCUUGAAAGAGGCCACCACCUGCAGCAAAGGGACCCCAUGGGAAGGAGCAAAGCAGGGCAGGGGUAUCCAGGGGCGAGAUCUGCUCAGGGAAUGGGGCCUAGACCUGGCUGCAGGACAUGCGUCCCCCUGGAGGUCCAAGUGGACUUGGGCAGCGGAGGAGCUCUUCCCAGGGAGGCUUGGACAAGGGAGGUCAUAUACCUGAUACCGCCCCUCUGAUGCCCACCCUCCCACAUGGAGAGCAGAGGAGACUUCCAGCCCAGCCUCUGCCUGACCAGCAACCCCUUCCCUUCUCCAUUGAGAGAGGGGAGAAAGCAAGGUUCAUCUGGGCUUGUAGGCGGGUUCCCCAGCCAGGUGUUUGGGGGUGUAGAAUGGAGGGAGGAAGGAAGAAAGGGAAGCUGCAAAGAAAGAAGCAGGAGACCAUGUGAAUGUCCUCAGGAGCAGCCUAUGGGCCUCGGAGAGUCCUGCAACUCGGGGUGUCCAUCUCGUCCUCACCCAGAGGACCCAUGUGAAAGCUGGAGCAGGUCUUUAGCUAAAAGGGUCUAGAGUCAGAACAGAGACACAUCAGAGUAUGCUUAAGAUAGCCUUUGUGCCAGACCAUUUACUAAGUAGGUGAUCAUCUCCUGCUGAACUGAAACAGGAGUUAUCAUAUGGUAAAUUUUCAUAUUCCCUAUGAUUUCUGUGAGAAUUUUUGCAUCUCUUCUUGUCUUCCAUCUUCUCAACUCCUAUAUGAAUAAAAUAUUGACUUGAUUCCUGUGGCUUUGAUUGUAAUGUGAACUCUCCCCCUCCACUUCCGAUUUCCUCCUCAGUCACCAUUUUUGUAUUUCUUUUGUUAUUUUCAGGCAUUUCUUCUUCUGUGUGAAAAUUAAAAUUACUUGUUGAAUUUUCUAAAAA
Bubalus bubalis (water buffalo) is the source of this 2541-nucleotide messenger RNA. It is a transcript of the gene GIMAP6, whose product is annotated as GTPase, IMAP family member 6. Bases 103 to 1110 code for a protein of 335 amino acids. Gene Ontology annotation, cellular component: cytosol. The transcript has 3 exons. The record is from RefSeq and is a predicted model, not a curated record. Gene Ontology annotation, molecular function: GTP binding. NCBI's taxonomy places the organism in Eukaryota, Metazoa, Chordata, Mammalia, Artiodactyla, Bovidae.